GCUACAGACCUCAGGCAGCUAAGGAGAGGGAGGGAGAGAAAGAAAGAGGGACAAAGAGACAGGGAGAGAAAGGACCUAAAUGAUGAGUAUGAUGGAACGUGACUUUUGAAGAUCAAGUGGAUGAACAGACAACCUGCCAUGCUUUUCCAUCACAGCCUGGAUCUUAUUGAUUUACAUCUCUGAAGGAAAAAAGCCAGAAGCAGGAGGCCAUAAAAGCCAGGGAGAGCUGCUCAAAUAUGAACUGCGCUACUUUUAUCAUGGUUGCUGCAAGUUUACUCUCAUGGGCUGAUUCCUUUUAUCAUCACAGCAGUAAAGGUAAAGAGAAGGAGCUCCAAUAUCUCGUGGAGCCACCAGUGUAUCCUGCAGUAAUGGCCCGGCGAGGAGAGAACAUCACCCUGCCGUGUGUCAUGCAGACCAAGCCUUCUCACUACAGAGUGAAAUGGACUAAACUCGACCCUCUUCGACAAGGAGUACAAAAUAUUAUCCUCAUCUCAAACGGCCAUGCUGAUAAACACUACGGGGUCCUGGGGCCCAGAGCGAGUCUUCGCCGUGCACAUGCUCUGGAUCUCUCACUGCUCCUCUUUGGUCUAGAGCUGGAGGAUGAUGGCCAGUAUCGCUGCGAGCUCAUCAAUGGCAUCGAUGAUGAAAAUGUGGAUAUUACUCUUGGGAUUGAAGGGGUUGUGUUUCCUUAUCAGAGCAGCCGAGGUCGAUACAAACUCAACUACAAUGAUGCUAAAGAAGCCUGUGAAAAGCAGGAUGGCACACUGGCAACAUACAUGCAGCUCUACAAAGCCUGGACAGAAGGUCUGGACUGGUGUAAUGCCGGGUGGCUGAAUGAUGGCACAGUCCAUUACCCGAUAAUUCACCCGCGGCCAGCCUGCGGAGGAGAACUUCUCGCAGGGAUCCGAAGCUACGGACCUCAGCACAGGACAAAGGAGCACUUUGAUGCCUUCUGUUUUACCUCUACCACUGAAGGUUCAGUAUUCUACGUUCCAGGAGUGCUGAAUUUCUCAGAAGCUCUACAUGCGUGUAAGAAAGAAGGAGCGACGCUGGCUCGUGUUGGACAGCUCUACUCAUCCUGGAAGUUCUUAAAAAUGGACCAGUGUGAUGGAGGCUGGCUGCAGGACGGCAGUGUGCGCUUCCCAAUCACCAACCCAAGAAAACGCUGCGGAGGAAUUUCAGAGGCAGGGGUCCACAGCUUUGGCUUCCCCAAACAGAGUGUGCGCAUUUAUGGGGCUUACUGCUACAGGUAAACUAACGGCAUUAACGGUACUGUAAAAAGCAACAUGCUGCACUGCAACAGUUCCAAGACAUACUGGAAAAGCUGAAAUUUGAAUGAUUUUUCAGCAUUAUCCGCUGUGCUCACAGCAAUAAAGAUGGUAUUGGUUAUUACAAGAGCUGGGCUGAAAAGUUUGGUGCAGAUACAACUAUUAUUUUUGUUUAAUUUGUUAAAAAAAAAUCUUUGGAGCAAUACAAAGAUUCCAAAAUGGUUUCAUUUUUGGGUAAUGUAUAAGUGUUAUGUUUUCGGUUUUCCCAUUCUUUAUUUAAGUAUUUAGUUCUUUCUCAGUUUGUAAUUUUCUAUUUUUUUGAUUCAUAUUGAUUCUAGUUCGUCCUACAAUUUGUACAUAAAUAAUGUGUCUUCUUUUGUCUUCUGUAUCAAUAAUGCAUAAAACAAAAUGUGAAUGUGUGUUACACACAGAUAAGAGUCUAAUUAUUUUUAUUAAUGUGCGCUCUCUAAACUCACACCCCUGGGGCAGUUAGCCAGGUUUGAUACCUGGGUCCACUAAGCUGCUGGGGAUGGGCUCUUAAUGUUCUGUACCGAGGGGUGGCAUAGCAAGGCUGACCCUGUGCUCUAACCCCAGCUUUCUAAGCUGGAAUAUGUGAAAACGAUUAAAUAAUUCCAUAGUACUGUAAAUAUAUAAUAAUAAAAAGCACUUAAGAUUUUGCUUGUAACUGCUUACCAAACCUUUUGAUUUCUAUUUGGAUACUUGGAUACUAUAAUAUACAUCUGUUAGAUGUGUUGCUAUGAGUUAUUUAAAAUGUUCAUGAAAUGCCAUUGGAUUUACUUUAGAACAAAAAAAGAACAAAAUAAUUUCUCAUUGAUAUUGUUAGUAAAACAGCUGUUUUAUUUAUUUAUGAUGAAACCCCAAGAACAAACACUGCAUUUAAUGGCACCAUAUACCAGAUGGCACCUUAUGGCUUGAUCAUUGUCUGACAUUAUAAUAAAACAUUGCAAGAUGAAUAAAAUAACCCAUGAGCGUGUAAA
Messenger RNA from Astyanax mexicanus (Mexican tetra), 2266 nucleotides. It is a transcript of the gene hapln2, whose product is annotated as hyaluronan and proteoglycan link protein 2. Gene Ontology annotation, molecular function: hyaluronic acid binding. Bases 237 to 1253 code for a protein of 338 amino acids. Gene Ontology annotation, biological process: cell adhesion. The record is from RefSeq and is a predicted model, not a curated record. Lineage: Eukaryota; Metazoa; Chordata; Actinopteri; Characiformes; Acestrorhamphidae. The transcript has 6 exons.